UCCAGUGCCUCCUCCUUCGGAGUGUGAGGUGGACGGGCUCCCCAGUGGUUACGGAUCCAGGGAUUCGAUCCUCAAACCUGGAGAGAAGAGGGACUGGAAGAGACGAAGGCGUGGGCAGCUACAGACGAUAAGCAGCUGCAGCAGCUGGGAUCACAGUCACACCAGCACUGAGGCUGGCAAAGGGAAGCAGCAGCAAGUGUUUGGACUAGGCGGAGGUGUAUCCAUGCGUUGCUCCACCUUGCUCGGCAUCCUCACCGGGGUGCUCCUCUACCUGGUGCUGGGAGCCGUGGUGUUUCGGGCCCUUGAGGCUCCGCGAGAGAUGGGCAAGCACAUGCAGCUGCAGGACACUCGGGAGGGAUUUUUGAUGAACUUCACCUGCGUCAGCCCUGAGAAUCUGCAGAAACUGAUAGAGGACGUUGCAGAUGCUUUGGGUGAAGGUGUGGAUCCCAACAAUAACAGCACCUUUGUCAGCCAGUGGGAUCUGGCCAGUGCCUUUUUCUUCUCAGGGACGAUCAUCACAACCAUCGGUUUUGGAAACAUAUCCCCAAAAACAGAAGGCGGGCAGUUGUUCUGUAUUUUCUACGCUCUAGUGGGAAUCCCGAUGUUUGGUUUCCUGCUGGCUGGAGUCGGAGAUCAUCUGGGUACCGGGCUGAGGAAAGCUGUUCUCAAGAUAGAGACUCUCUUCCGGAAAUGGAAAGUGAGUCCAACCAUAGUGCGAAUAAUCUCAGCUGUGCUGUCCAUCCUGCUGGGUUGCCUGCUCUUUGUCGCUGUGCCUAUCCUGGUUUUCCAAGAGGUGGAGCAGUGGAGUCUGUUAGAGUCAGCCUACUUUGUGGUUAUCACCCUGACAACAGUGGGCUUUGGAGACUAUGUUGCAGGGGAUUCUGGGAUUGAGGGCAGUGAUCACUGGUACAAGCCUCUGGUUUGGUUCUGGAUCUUGUUGGGUCUCGCCUACUUUGCAUCCGUUCUGACCAUGAUUGGAAACUGGCUUCGUGUUUUAUCUAAGAAGACCAGAGCUGAGAUGGAGGAGCUUCGAGCUCACGCCACAGACUGGACUCAAAACAUCCAGAACAUGUCCGUGGAUUUCCGCAUCCCAGGAAAAAUUGAUGAUCCCUUUAAACGCCGUCGGAGAAAGCACCGUCAUGGCCCUCGUAGCCACGGUCACAGUGUGUCAGCUAAUGGAGCUCCUGAGGGGAAAGAAGAGCAGCCUGGGAGCCAGUCACAGUCUGGCUCUUCCUCCUCCUCCUCUAAUGAAUCAGAUUCUGGAUCAGAAUCAGACUCUCAGGCCACGCAGACGGAGCGAGUGCCUGAAGAGAAAGCUGCAGAGCCUAAAAAAGAAGAGACUGUCCCUGACCCACACCUGUCUCAGCCUCUGGACUACUUUGGUGAAAAUCUUGCGUUUAUUGACGAGUCUUCAGAUACUCAAAGUGCUAAAGUACAUUUGGAUCCUCUGCUGGAUUCACAGUCCAACUCUGGGCGCUCUCGUCAGCCCAAGAGGAGACGCCACAGGAGGCCAAUACCACCAAGAAGUCCCAGAGGAAACCGCUCAAACUCUGAUAAGAAGGAGCCAAAUGCAAAUCCCAAACCAGUCCUAGAUCUACCACUGAAGCCUCAAGCAGAUUACAGAAACCCUACUGCACAAGUAUAAACUGUAAAGACAUGAGAUAUGUUCAUAAUUGGAACUCAAAUUGAUGCAAGUCUAUAAACUCAGCUUUAUUACAAACAUCUAAAAUGCAGUGCAGAAGCCUUAAAAAGUGGUUUGCAUUGAAUGAUCUCAGCAUGUGAGUGUGUAUGCUACAAUCAAGGAUGAUGAACUGAUUUUUAUGCCAAUGUUCCCAUUUAUUUCUGAGGAGUUGCUGCCCUCUACCGGACCAGAUCAGAAAUGCACUUCUUUUCUUCAAACAUGAGGGAUCCUGCCUUUUAUUAAUCACAGAAGCAAAAUAAAAACCACACAGUCAUGUUGAAGGGACACUGAUCUGGUCUGAGACUGUCACUCUUAAAUUCUGCCAACAAUAAACGGGUAC
This is a messenger RNA of Cheilinus undulatus (humphead wrasse), 2021 nucleotides long. It is a transcript of the gene kcnk4b, whose product is annotated as potassium channel subfamily K member 4. Lineage: Eukaryota; Metazoa; Chordata; Actinopteri; Labriformes; Labridae. Gene Ontology annotation, biological process: potassium ion transmembrane transport; stabilization of membrane potential. Gene Ontology annotation, molecular function: potassium ion leak channel activity. The transcript has 7 exons. The record is from RefSeq and is a predicted model, not a curated record. Gene Ontology annotation, cellular component: membrane. Bases 224 to 1645 code for a protein of 473 amino acids.